AUGACAUUCCUUUGGCUGGCAGUGUUCCUCGCCGGAGCCAUACUCACGGGGUACUCGGUGUACCAAGUGGUGGCGGAUUACCUUUCCUACCCGGUGAUCACAUACGUAUCCAUGAGCCACUCGCAAAAGAUGCCUUUCCCCGCCGUCACCGUCUGCAACUCCAACCCCAUCGUCUGCUACAAGCUGGCCCAGUUCCGAGACCAGCUCCCCGAGCUGUGGAAUGCCUCCGGGUGUCAGAUCGCUCCUACGAUGUUCACUCAACUCGGGUGGCUUCAGUCCCCGCCUUUUGACCAAGAAGGAUUCAAGGCAGCCCUCGAUCGGUAUUUGCAGGAAGCCGAGAAUAUGACGGAGCUUGUAUUUGCUUUAGUAGAAGACAGCAUCACGUAUGCCGAAAAUUCGUCUCUCUUGAACUUCAUGUCCGGCAGGAAUAAAACAACUCGAUUGAAUGCACUUCUCAACACUCUUUUGUAUGUGGCACCGGAGAAGUUGAAGGCUGGGAAUGUCAGUAAGGCCUUCGAUGCCCUCAUGAUUUAUUUACCAGGACCCGCGUCGCAACCCCAACCAAAUGCAGUUUCCGGAGCUCCAAAUCAAGAGCCGAUGGCGGCGACAUACGAAGGCACAGGACCGGCACCAACUGAUUUCCCCUUCACCAACGCGUCGAAUCCCAGCAGCACAAUCGGAGACCUAACCUUCCCCGCAUCAACAAAUGCUAACGAUACGAUUGCUGCUCUCCCUUCCACCGCAAUACCGGUUCCCAAUGAUACAACUGCUGCAACAUCCACCACAACAGUAACUGCGAGUUCGACGACCGCUGCCCUUGCGUCCAACCAGACAAUAAGCACCAGUAAUGGAAACGAACAAAAUCCGACUCUCCUACAGAGGAGGAAGAGAUUAGCACCAGGCCCUGGGGGCAUACAAGGACCUCCUCCUGAUUUUCAGGGAGACGAUCCUCAUGGUUUCGGGGUGGUGAACAUGUCCUUUGCCACUGACGACUACUUGAAUCUGAUACUUACACCACUUUAUGGGGCUUGCUUCAUGUUCAACGCAGCCUGGAAUCCGAACGAUUCCAAUGCAGGAAAAAGGAUUUCAGGAAAAACUGGAGAAGAAACAGGCUUGUCUCUGGAACUGUUUGUGGACCAGGAGAACUACAUCGCAAACCCGAUUUCAGCGAGUGCCGGAGCCCGAGUCACCAUUCAUUCCCCAGACCAAUUGCCGAAUCCUGUGGAACAGGGAUACUUCGUUCAACCCAGUACUCACACUGUCUUUGCUUUACAAAUUGUGAACAUGUCCAGGCUGCCGAGUCCUUAUAGCACCGACUGUGUGACGGACUGGACACAGACUGACUACGAACCCCUUCCUCCUACAUUUAAUCUGAAUGUCAGCCUCGGUUACAGUCAAGUCCAAUGCGAGAGACUGAGACAAACAGCCGAGAUCGCCAGAAAUUGCAGUUGUCGGAACCCUGAAGUCCAGGACUAUUUUCUUCACAACGGGAUAUCCUAUCGAGGCCUUAAUUCGUGCGACAUCAACGUCGGAGGUGAGGUCAUCAAACUAAACAAUACGUUGUUGAACCGAGUGGCCGUCAAUCUAGGACUCGAUGAUGUCCUUGGGUCAAUUCAAAACGAUCCUGCAGCAUAUGCGACGACGAAGGAAAACAUUCAGAAGGACAUGCUGAAGGUUGAGAUAUUUUUUCGCUCCCUCAAUCUCCAAACGAUCCAGGAACAGCCGAAAUAUGACUUGAAUGGAGUGGUGAGUAACCUGGGAGGGGUAUUCGGGAUCUACCUGGGGAUGUGUGUCGUGAUGCUCAUCGAGGUCCUGGAAUUCCUCGCCUUUCUCCUCUACGACAUCGCUCGGCAUUUCCUCGGAAAGGAUUCGCGAGCUGAACCGGAGGAGAAUGGAGGUCGACUCAAGGGAAUGGAGUCAGGAGCGCGACCCGGCCCUUCCGUCUCUCAAGGAACUAAGGCCUUCGAUCGGAUCAUCGCAUCGAUGUACCCCAUUCCUGAAGCUCACUCUCCUCCCGUUUGUCACCGUGAAGUGUGGGGUAGUCGGUGA
Molecule: messenger RNA, 2049 nt
Organism: Darwinula stevensoni
Lineage: Eukaryota; Metazoa; Arthropoda; Ostracoda; Podocopida; Darwinulidae
Source: the annotation of a GenBank genome assembly